ACUCCUCCCUCCCUCCCCUCGGUGCCCCAGAGCCGUAGCUUUCUCCUUCCCUGCAGCAUGGUGUGUUUGUGAUCUGCUGCCUUUGCUCGGUUCCCCUGAUGAGGCAGGACACACACCCGGCUGAGCCCGUCCGUGUCAUGACCCAGUGCGCGGUGUCGCUUCCUCCAAGCAGUCGCUACUGACGUCAGUGGACUCCUUUUGCAGAGCCCGAGUUUGCUUCCAUGAAAUAUGCGAUGGUCGCAGGAGUGCACGGUUCCUCUUCAGCUUCUGCUGCACUUUGUUUUCUCCCUGGCGGGCGGCCAUGAAGAGCAGGACUUCCCUUUCUUUGCAGGACAAGGUCGUGUUCCUCCGCCAGGAGCCGUCACCCACCCAUUGAGAACCAACGCUGAUGGAGACUUCCUCUCUUACUCUCUAUCUCACCAUUUCAAGGAUGGGCGAGUCAGGCGAGACUUGCAACCCCUCGCUUCUGAGGGCCACCUUUAUUACAAGCUCAACUACACGGGUCGCACUUUGAUGUUCAAUUUGACCGCAAACAAUGGACUGGUUUCGGACGAUUAUAUCCUGGAGAGGCGUAACGGCAGCGGCAACAGGACUGAGAGUGGUCGUCAGACCUAUGCUGGGACUUCCUGCCACCUGCUUGGCACUGUGGAGAACUCGGGGGUGAGAGGAACUGCUGCCAUCAGCACGUGCAAUGGACUGCGAGGCUUCUUCUCCCUGCCUGAGGGACACUUUUUUAUCCAGCCACUCCCCAAAUCUCCAAGUGAUCCCACAGGGUCUCCAGAGCCCCACAUCAUCUUCCCAAGAGUUACCACGGCAAUGCAAAGGAAGAAACGCAGCCCAGAGGGCAGACAGGCACCCAGCCCAUGCGGAGUUCAAGAAGCUGGCUCUGUGCAAGUGGAGAGAGAGCGGGAGGAGUGGGAGAGGGAACACGGUCCUCCGCAGUCCCGCACUCGGCGCUCGGUCAGCAGGGAGCGCUGGGUGGAGACCAUGGUGGUGGUGGAUUCCAAACUGAUAGAAUAUCAUGGCAGUGACAAUGUGGAGUCCUACAUCUUCACUAUUAUGAACAUGGUGGCAGGCAUCUUCCAUGACGCCAGCAUCGGGAACGCCAUCCAUGUCAUCUUGGUUCGAUUGAUUCUACUACAGGGAGAAGAGAAAGGACUCAAGAUUGUCCACCACGCAGACACCACUUUGUCCAGCUUCUGUGCCUGGCAGAAGAACUUAAAUCCUCAGAGUGACACGCAUCCUGCCCAUCAUGACGUGGCUGUGUUGGUCACCAGGAAGGACAUAUGUGCUGGAAUGAACCAACCCUGCGAGACCUUGGGCCUAUCUCAUCUUUCAGGGAUGUGCCAACCGCACCGCAGCUGCAACAUCAACGAGGAUUCAGGCUUACCAGUCGCCUUCACCAUCGCCCAUGAGAUGGGUCACAGCUUUGGAAUUCAUCAUGAUGGCCAGGGGAAUGACUGUGAGCUGGGAGGGAGGCAUCCCUUCAUCAUGUCCAGACAGCUGAUGUAUGACAGCUCGCCUCUCACUUGGUCAACCUGCUCCAAGGACUACAUCACACGCUUCCUCGAUCGUGGAUGGGGUUUCUGUCUGGAUGAUCGUCCUUCUAAAAGGGACUUGACCACCCCGCUUGCACGUCUCGGUGUCCGCUACACCACGCACCACCAGUGUCAGCUCCAAUAUGGACAGAACGCCACCUUCUGCCCCGAGGUGGAUAACAUUUGCCAGAUUCUUUGGUGCUCUGUGAAUGGCACAUGUCGCUCCAAACUGGAUGCACCAAUUGAUGGCACUCGCUGUGGACCUGAGAAGUGGUGUAUCUCUGGAGAGUGUGUCAUUGUGGGCAAACUGCCUGAGACUGUGAAUGGAGGCUGGGGACAAUGGACCACUUGGUCUUAUUGCUCAAGGACUUGUGGCACCGGAGUGCAGUCGGCUGAGAGAGAAUGUAACAACCCCAAGCCGGAGUUCGGGGGGAAGUACUGCACGGGCGAGAGGAAGCGUUAUCGGACCUGUAACACAAAACCCUGCCAGAAGAAUAAUCCGACCUUUAGGGAGAUGCUGUGUAGUGAGUUUGACACUGUGCCCUACCACAACGAGCUCUACAAGUGGAUUCCUGUGGCUAACCCCUUAACCCCCUGUGAGCUCCACUGCCGGCCUGUUGGUGAGUAUUUUUCGGAGAAGAUGCUCGACACCGUGACCGACGGAACGCCAUGCUUCAUGAACAACAACUCUAGAAACAUCUGCGUCAACGGAGUGUGCAAGGAGGUGGGCUGUGACUAUGGCAUUGACUCUAAUGCAGUGGAGGAUCGCUGUGGAGUGUGUUUGGGCGAUGGUAAAAGCUGUGAGACGGUCUAUAGGUCAUUUGAUGAGGGAGAAGGCUUUGGGUACGUGGACGUGGGGGUGAUACCUGAGGGGGCCCGGGACAUCCUGGUAAAGGAAACCGAGGAGGCAGGUAACUUCCUGGCUCUGAGGAGAGAGGACUCAGAGGAGUACUUUCUCAAUGGUAACUACAUCAUCCAGUGGAAUGGGGAGUACCAAGCUGGUGGGACUACCUUCUACUAUGAACGUAGUGGGAACAUGGAGAACCUCACUGCACCCGGACCCACCAGAGAGCCAGUCGUGCUCCAGUUGUUGUUUCAGGAGAAGAACCCAGGCCUCAAGUAUGAGUACACCGUUAAAAAGACCAAAGAGACAGAAAAUGAGGUUGUCAAACCCAUCUACAGGUGGAAACAUGGCGCAUGGACAGAUUGCAGUACCACUUGUGGAUUAGGUGAGCAGCACCAGCCUGCACGUUGCUUUGAGAUGAAUUUGGGUGUUGUAGACGAAUCUCUGUGUGACCCAGAGAACCGUCCAGAAGAUAGACACCGGAAGUGCAAGACUACGGAUUGUCCUGCCAGAUGGUGGGUAGGUGGCUGGCAGCAGUGCACGGCCACCUGUGGGUCGGACGGCUUGCGGAAGCGUACGGUUCUGUGCGUCCGUACAGUCUCGGGUGAGGAAAGGGUGCUCCAUCCUGUGGCGUGCAGGCACCUCCUUAAACCCAAACCUGUUGUUCCGUGCAACAGAGAUGUACCUUGUGGAAAGGAUUGGGAUGUUGGACUCUGGGAAGAAUGUCCAGUGACAUGCGGAGGAGGUGUUCGAUCCCGUAUUGUGACAUGUGCGCUUCUACCCAAAAAGCAAUGCAACCUUGCAACCAAACCACGUACUCGAUCACUGUGCGCACUGCAGAGUUGCCCAAACUCAAGUCUUCGCCGACAUCCUGGUGCUCCUCCUAAAUAUCGCCGCAUUUACCCGCCUAAGAACCACCCCACCAAGCCUACCCCCACAAGUAUUGUCAUUCCCACCACCUCUAAAAUCCCAUCAACUCAUCAUUAUGACUUUAACGUUGUCGAGAAAAAUCUGAGGAAAGCAACAAGUAUGGAAAAGACAGAAACUGAGGAGAGAGAGGACGUUGAGGAGGGAAGCACACCAAACGUGGUGAUGAACACUCCUGGUUAUGACUAUAUCACAGAUGAUAGGACACGAGAGGAGGAGGGAAUUAUCGACCUGGAUGUUGGUACGCAUUGGUUCAAAAGCCCUCCUAAAUCAACCACACCAGUAUCGCAUAUAAUCAUCACACCCACUUUACAAACAAGUGGUCCUCGCAUGCACUCAACCACACAAGCCACCACAUCCUCCCUCUUCACCCCACACGCUACUGCCGAGAUCACUCAUCACAGCACCCCACGCGUCCCUCCAUACAGCCCCCACAUGCACAAGGUUCCACUAACUACUCCCAUGCUGAAGUUGCGUUCGGUUCCACCCAUAACUGGUCUCCACACAACACAAGCUCCCUCCACCAGUACCGCAUCGUUGCCCCAGACCACAAUAAAGUUUAUAAAAGUGAAGAAGCCCACGGUGACUACCAAGAAAAGCAACUCUGCCAAAAAAAAUCCAAACCGGUCCAAAGGCAACCACUCUAAGGGGCAAAAUCAGCCAGCACCAAAUCCCAGGGAUGGCUCCACCAGGGACCAAGGAGAGCCAGUCAGUAUGGAUGUGUUCUGGGUCGUAGGAAACUGGAGUGAGUGUUCAACAACAUGUGGGAUCGGUGCAAUAUGGAGGAAUGUCGCUUGUAGUUCAGAGAAGGAUGAGGACUGCGCAAUCACAAAGAAACCUGAACCUGCCCGUACCUGCCAUCUGCAGCCUUGUGCCACCUGGCAAAGUGGUAGCUGGAGCAAGUGCCCCGAUAAUUGCGCGGUUGUGGGAAAGCGGUACCGGGAUGUCCAGUGUGUCGAUUCCCAGAGUCAACGUCCUCUUCGACCCUUCCACUGUCAAGCAGUGUCAAGUAAACCCGUCAGUGCUUUGACUUGCCCCCUUAAGGCCUGUGUGGACUGGAGCAUGUCACCCUGGGGACCAUGCUCAGGGAGUUGUGGUGAGGGUAUCAGGGAGCGGCUGGUGUACUGUCCAGUGCCUCAUGGUUGUGGCGCCACACUGAGGCCAAAUAGCACAGAGACAUGCAGCCUGAAGCCCUGCACCCACUGGAUGACAGAAGAGUGGGAGCAGUGCUCUGUGAGCUGCGGAGGAGGUCAGCAACAGCGUGACGUCAUCUGCGUGAGUGCUGAGGAUUCUGCUGUGAUGCCAGACAGCCUAUGCGAAAAGAUGUCCAAACCAGAAAUACUCAGGAAGUGCAAUUCACAGGAAUGCCGCACGGCCACAGAUCCACUUUGCCGGAAAAACACAAUGUCCUCUCGCUUCUGCGACAAGCUGAAGCUGCUGGGCCGCUGUUCUCUCAGAUCGGUACAAAGACAGUGUUGCGUCACCUGCGGCUCAUAGACGGGUACAACCUCUAACUGCAUUUCCUGGCUACGGUUUUACUGUAUAAUAAGGAACAGGAAACAUUUGACUUACAAUGGAACCUCUGAAGUUGAGGACACUGGUCGACUUCCCAUUUGUUUAGAUCAUAAAACCUUAACUGUACAGGUAAUGUUUUCAAGUUAAAAAUAAGGAAAAUCAUUCAAUGGUCCUCAUCACAUUUACAUUUUUUUCCUGUGGUAGCAUUUGUUGUAAAUAUUACACAAAAGCUAUUCACCUAAUUGUUGAGCCACAUUCAGAAAGCAAAGAACUAGAGACCGGCCGGGUCUGGGGGGAGUGUCUCUUUGGUCUCUCCUACAUGGUUCUGCUUUUUUCCUACGGUAUUUGUUACAACAUCAUAUGCAAAUUAGACAAUGACAUCAUCCAGCAACUUCUGGCAUGUCCAGGACAGCCAAUAGCGACUUUUCUUACUGAGGAGUUGGCAAUCGGGCCUGGAAGUAAGAAACGAAAAGGUGGAUUAGACAAACUGUACCUUUUAGAUUUAUCCCAACCAAAUACAACAUCACUACUAUUACACAAAAUAUACAAUUAAACAAAAAAUACCAGAACAAUAACAAUACGGGAACUGAACUGUAUAGUAGUUAGUAGUUAGUAUCAGUAUCAUAUAGUAUCAUAUAGACAAACAACCAUCACACUCACAUUCAUACCUAUGGACAAUUUGGAGUCGCCAAUUAACCUAGCAUGUUUUUGGAAUGUGAGAGGAAACCGGAGUACCCGGAGAAAACCCACGCAUGCACGAGGAGAACAUGCAAACUCCACACAGAGAUGGCCGAGGGUGGAAUUGAACUCGGGUCUCCUAGCUGUGAGGCCUGCACGCUAACCACUCGGUCACCGUGCAGCCCCCAAUAUAAUUAUCAGUCUGAUAAUUAUCAUGCAGUCCUACUUAUUAGUAAGCAAACAGUACGAAAAGACACAUUGUCGUAAACAAAAACGUGAUCGUCCUGCUCAGAACCGUACAGUAGAUGGUCGAGGUACCAAAGUAGUCCAAGAUUGUCAAGUGUCGGCUGUGCUGCUUCUGCAAAAAAGAUGCUAAUUUUUCCAUGUUGAAACACUUUUCUUGUAUGUGCAAACAUAACAUAUGUGGGCCAGGUUGGCUGAUGUACCGGAGUCGGGCCCCAGGUCAGCAGUUUCAAUGAGCUGGCUUCGGUUGCUCACUGAGCUGCAGUCUUGUGUGACAAACUGGAUUCCGAUUCGGAAUAUUUGACUUUGGAAUCUGUUUUUUCUGAAAAAUGUAAUCCAAAUGAAUUCACAGCCGACCCAUUUGACUUUAGAGGUUCCACUGUAUUUGACUCGGAACAAGGAAUGAUACUAGCACUAACAUUUUGGUCGAUUCAUCAACAGGGUGCUAUACUAUACACUGCAAUGGCCAUAGCAAUUACUUAAGCACUAUUUUUACUUACACAUAAACUGGAUGGUGUACAGUACACAUAUUUUAUUCAUUUAAAUGUCAACUGUGCCAACUGUGCCUGAAAGGUGCUUUGUUUGUUUUACCAAUACUGGUGCAAAAUGUGUAUUUUAAACUGGCAGAAGCAGAAUGUAAAUAUUCAUACAGUAUAGUAUUUCUGUUUGUAUACUGUUGAUAGCAUUUAGUUAGGUCGUUUCUGUCAUCAUUGUGCUUUUAAACGUUGCGCUGCCACUGUGUGUUUACAUUAGUCUGGGUGAUAGUUUCAACUGCUUACGAUAUAUUAAGUGAACUGCAGAACUUUGUAGUUGGUGCUUCUCAGCAGGAAGUGAGCGAAGACAAAAAAAAAAGGGGCGUUGCAGGUCAUCCCUCUCAGGUCCUUCAAAAACA
Molecule: messenger RNA, 6637 nt
Organism: Doryrhamphus excisus (bluestripe pipefish)
Lineage: Eukaryota; Metazoa; Chordata; Actinopteri; Syngnathiformes; Syngnathidae
Source: RefSeq, a predicted model, not a curated record